AUGUCCAUCCCGUUUGGUCUCUUCGGCGGCAACCCGACGCGGCCUCGCAUCCAGCUCUCGCCGGCGCCCCCGCCGCUCGCGCUCGAAGAGUAUGACGAAAACGCCUGCGACUGCGACGCGGAGACCCUCUCUCCGCACUCGGGGCCCCACUCCGCCCACCGCCAUCUUGCCACUCGCACGCCCUUCUUCUCGUCCGCCCCGCCCUCGCCAGACCUCAGCGCCAUCGCCGCGGACAGGCCGUCCAACCGCUCGCUGCUCUAUGCGCACCCCAGCUACCCCGCAGGCUACGUGCACUCGCCGUAUUCCACGGCCUCAAACACGCCCGUGCCCUCGCGUACGUCUUCGCCCAUACCUUUCUACUCGUCCGGCGCGUCGUCCUGCAGCUCAGAGAGCGAGAGCGAGCUCGAGGACGCGCCCUUCUCUAGCAGAAGAGGGCACAGGCAUCCGCAUUCGCAGUGGCGGGAGGAGCGCAGGCGUUGGUGGAUUACGGGCGCGGUUCGGCGACGCCAGCGGCGAGAGCGCAUGGGUGGCUGGAGGACGCUCAAGAGAGGUGUGCGCCUUCUCAUUCGACAUCCAUUCUUUCCCAAAACACCCACUACCAUAUUGCUUACCCUCCUUCUCCUUACUAUUUUUGGCGUGUCGCUCACGUUCCUGAUAAUCUACAUCCUGAAUCCCGACAAGGAGCCUCUGCCAUGGCGCGGCUACUGCACCAUCCCCCGGCUCUCGACCGCACCACCGUCCUACGACCUCCCCACCACCGCCUCCUUCCCGUUCCAUCCACCAGCUAACUUCACCCCCCCGGAUUUCCCUCCGCCAGAUCUGGAUAUGCUACCGCCAGCAGGCGUGUUCGUCGGUGUCUUCUCGAUGGACAACGCUGUCGAGCGCAGGAUGUUGAUUCGCUCGUCAUGGGCGAGUCAUCAGCGCAGCCGCGCAGGCGCGGGAGAGGGCGAUAGCGCAGCGGGCACCUCGCGCACGGUCGUGCGGUUCAUCCUCGGCCAGCCGCGCAAGGAGUGGGCACGCCGGAUUAGACUGGAGAUGGAAAUGUACAACGACAUGAUCAUCCUGCCCAUCUCGGAAAACAUGAAUGACGGCAAGACGUACGCGUACUUCUCGUGGGCGUCGCUCGGCGCGUGGGUCCCGCCACUCUACUUCGACUCAUUCGACGCGUUCGCGCAUGGCUUCUCGUACGAGAACGCGACACACUUUGCGCCCGUGCCUGCAGCACACGACCCCGCCCUCGCGCGCCACGACUACGCGUCCGGCAACCCACAGCGCUGGGUGCGCCCGGAUUAUGUCGUGAAGACAGACGACGACUCGUUCGUCAUGCUUGCGGAGCUCGAGGCGCGUCUCCGUGUCGAGCUGCACGCGACGCAGGAGGAGCACAACGGCACGCGCGACACGCCAUCAUCAUCUCAAUCCGCCGCGUCCUCGGCCGGGCGUUCCACCUCCGCGACCUCGGGCUCUGAGCCCGUGCAGGCGAUGGUGACCUCCACGCAGUCGCCAGCCACGACCCCGUCCGUACCCGAUGCAGGGUCCAACACGGAUCCGCUGAUCUUCUGGGGCUACCUCGUCAAGAAUCGCUUCAUGGCGGGGGAGCUGUAUGCGCUCUCGUGGAGCCUGGUCGACUGGAUCGCGCACGACCCGCAGGUCGCGGAGAUGAAGAGGGGCGCGGAGGACAAGCAGACGAGCAAGUGGAUGCGGCUGCACCCGCGUGCCGACGAGGUGCGGUGGGCGAGCGAGCGGUGCUGGAUCUACGACCACCCACGAGCAGGGACUGUGUACUCGCAUGGGUUCCUCUAUCCGUCUGAGGCGCGGAGAGUGCAGCGGAGCGUCAUGGAUGACCUUGCGCGCGUCGCACCCGCAGAGGUUGCUGCACAGACAGCUGGUGCCAUCGAGUCGCCCUUCGGCCCCAAUGCACCGAUUCCGGCGAACUGGGCACGCUCAACGGUCUCCAAGUUCGGCACGCGCUAUAACCCGCCAUUACCAUAUCUGAGCCAGCAAGCCAGCAUCGAGGCCCUCGUCGAGGGCAGCGAGAUGAGCAUGUUGACAGAGGGGAGUGGUGUCAACCCGUGGACAGUGUGGCAGCGCCGCGAAGGCCGCAAUACACGUUAUGAGAACAAACGUGUCGGCGGGACGGUCGUCGUGCACUUCAUCAAGAAGAACAUGUGGUUCCUCGAGACGGCCGCCGCGCUGCUCCUCGGCGAGGACAAGACGGAGAUGGAGCGCGGAUACCACUGGGCGCAAGAUGCAUAUGUCGGCCCGUCGACGUCGGAGCAGAAGGCGAUCGCCGACUCGGAAACGAGCACUGGCACGGACCAGCGCCUGGUCCAGACGAACGUCCCGCGGAAACACCGGCGGCGGUAG
Molecule: messenger RNA, 2364 nt
Organism: Postia placenta MAD-698-R-SB12
Lineage: Eukaryota; Fungi; Basidiomycota; Agaricomycetes; Polyporales; Adustoporiaceae
Product: glycosyltransferase family 31 protein
Exons: 5
Coding region: 1-2364 (787 amino acids)
Cellular component (GO): membrane
Molecular function (GO): hexosyltransferase activity
Source: RefSeq, a predicted model, not a curated record